Molecule: messenger RNA, 1128 nt
Organism: Seriola dumerili (greater amberjack)
Lineage: Eukaryota; Metazoa; Chordata; Actinopteri; Carangiformes; Carangidae
Gene: htr1e
Product: 5-hydroxytryptamine receptor 1E
Exons: 1
Coding region: 1-1128 (375 amino acids)
Biological process (GO): adenylate cyclase-activating adrenergic receptor signaling pathway
Cellular component (GO): membrane
Molecular function (GO): G protein-coupled receptor activity
Source: RefSeq, a predicted model, not a curated record
AUGGAGAGCAGCCCAGGAUGGAGCACCACAGGACUCAACAUCACAAACUGCACUGGCCCACCUGCUAGCAGCCUGCAGGCGGUCCACUUCACCAACAGGAUGGUGGUGGUGGUUGUCCUCGGCCUCUUCACCCUCCUCACAGCGCUCAUCAAUGGCGCCGUCAUUAUCGCCAUCUGCACCACCAAGAAGCUCCACCUGCCCGCCAACUACCUCAUCUGCUCUCUAGCCGUCACAGACUUCCUGGUGGCGCUCCUCGUGAUGCCCAUCAGUAUCCUCUACAUCACCAUGGAGAUGUGGUCCUUGGGUCAGGUCAUGUGCAAGGUGUGGUUGAGCGUGGACAUGACCUGCUGCACCUGCUCCAUCCUGCACCUGUGUGUCAUAGCCCUGGACCGGUACUGGGCCAUUACCAAGGCUAUUGAGUAUGCUCGCAAGAGGUCACCCCACCGCACCGCCAUCAUGGUGGGAAUAGUCUGGGUCAUAUCAGUUUUCAUAUCCAUGCCGCCAUUAUUCUGGACUGAGAGGCCCAGCAGUGGCAGCCUCCAACACUGCAUCAUAGAGCAUGACCACCUGGGAUACACUAUAUGCUCUACUUUAGGGGCGUUUUACAUCCCCAUGAUCAUCAUUCUUAUAUUAUACUACAGGAUUUACAACGCCGCUAAGACACUUUACCAGAAGCGCGGCUCUUCUCGCCACCUCAGCAGUCGCAGCAUGGGCAGUCAGAACUCUGCAGACCAUUUCCGUGUCCCCCACACAUUUUGUGUCUCAGACUUGUCUGACUCAGACCCCACGCUGCAUACUGACAAACUCAACACCACUGUCCACAUCCCAUCCUUUCAAACAGACAUGGACAGGCAGGAUGACAGGAACCAGAUAUGUAUGUCACGUGAGAGGAAAGCAGCACGAAUCCUCGGCCUCAUCCUCGGGGCUUUCAUCAUCUGCUGGCUGCCUUUCUUUUUAAAGGAGCUUCUGGUGGGUUUGCAGGUUUUACAGCCUUCUCAGCUUGUCUCAGACUUCCUGACGUGGCUGGGUUAUAUCAAUUCUCUCAUCAAUCCUGUGCUGUACACCAGCUUCAAUGAUGACUUCAAGCUGGCAUUCAAAAAGCUGCUCAAGAGAAAAGAGAAUACAUAG